UAGAACAGCCUUCUGCAAUCUAGUGUUCUCUAGAUGUCUUGGACCACAACUCCCAGCAUCCUCUAGCCAGCAUGACUGGCCUGGGGUGAUGGUGAGUUGUAGUCCAACACAUCUUUAGGGCACCAGACUGGGGAAGGUUGUAAUAUAGACUGGUUAGCCCUUGUCACCCUCACCUUGUCAUGUGUAACCUUCCCCAACCUGGUGCCCUCCAAAUAUUUUGGACUACAACUUCCACCAGGCCCGGACAGCAUGGCCAGUGAUCAGGAAUGACUGCAGUUGUAGUCCAAAACAUCUCUACGGUUAGCAAAGGUUGCUUAAAGAGUGGUUCAAGGAUGGAUUCUUCCCCCCCCCACUUUCCAAUGUAUGUUUGUUUAUGUGUACGUGAUGAUGUAUGUGGCAUAGGAUUGUAGGGAGCAUCCUUUCCCCUCCCCACUUCCUUAUUGAUAUCUGAAGGACGAGGUCCUUUGUGUAGCCUUCCGGUUGCCCUGUAGCUCAUGGGACUCCUGGAGAUCUGUGUUGUGGCUGUUCCUUUUGUGCAGGUUCUGCUUCCUCAGUGGGGCACAGGCAAAGCUUGCUGUGGGUAUCUCUGCCCUUCCCCAAAAGUUGUCAUCUAUUGUUUCCAUCAGGUGGGGUUGGGGUUGGGUGGGGAGAUAAUUGUUUGGUCUGUUUGCAUCCCUUGACAUUUACAUGUGCAGUAUGCAGGUGUCAGAGCGUGAGGGUGGAGGAGCGACCACAGGGAAUGGACUGGACAGCCCCACAGCAUCUGACGUCCCACCAGUUUCUCCUUCACCCCCGAAGCCCCCUUCCUUGGACCUCUUCAAUCUAGUAGUGUCAUAUAAGCGGCUGGAGCUGUAUGUGGAGCCAUUGCAGGAUGUUGCUGAAGGGGUGUGGUUCCUCCUCAGCUGGCAGAUGCCGCUCUGCUCCCUCCUUACCUGCCUAGGGCUCAACUUUCUGUUGCUGACACUGAGUGAAGCUGCUUGGUUCGGGCUGUUUGCCCUACUCAUCUUGGUGCCUGCCAUGCUGGGCUACCUUCAGGAAACCUGCCGCAUCCGCCUGAGUGAAGAAGAGCUGGCACGUCGGAGGUACCACAGUGUGCGGCGGGAGGAUGUGAGAAAAGUUCAGCUUUCCCGAAAUGAAGCUGUGGCCGAAGUGAAGGGCUUCUUGAUCCAACUGGAAGCCUUCCUGAGUCGGCUCUGUGGUGGCUGUGAGGCAGUCUACCGUGUCCUCUACUGGGAGAACCCUUCACUCUCCUCGCAGUUUUAUGGGGUUCUGAUGGGGUCAGUUUGUGCCCUCUACGUGCUGCCCUUGUGUUGGGUCUUCGUUCUUCUCAACAAUGCACUUUUCUUGGGCAAUGUGGCAUUUUAUCAAGUGAUGCUGGAGCUGAAGUCUGCCGUUGAGCAACGCUUGGGUUUCCGGCCCCUUGCGAAGGAUCCAGAGCCUGUCGAGCUGGAUGCUGGAGAAGUGGGAUCUGGAGCCCUGCCAGACCGGACCCCGACACCCACCAGUACAGAGGAUCUGACCCCUGGCAGCGUGGAGGAAGCGGAGGAGGCGGAGCCUGAUGAUGAAUUCAAAGAUGCUAUUGAGGAGGAUGACGACAUCUCCCAGUGCUCAGGGGAGUUUGAGCUGGGCCUUCCUGACAAUCCCUUCAUGACCAGGAACGAGGUGAUCCGCAGCAGGAUGUCACGGCUGACGGAGCGCCUGCGCAAGCGCUACCCAACCAACAACCUCGGGAACUGUGCAAGCUGUUCAGCCACCUUCUCUGUGUUGAAGAAGAGGCGGAGCUGCAGUAACUGCGGAAACAGUUUUUGCUCCAGGUGCUGCUCCUUCAAAGUUCCCAAGAGCUGCAUGGGGGCUACAGCCCCUGAUGCCCAGCGGGAGACAGUCUUCGUGUGUGGGCAGUGCAACCAAGCCCUCGUCAAGUGAGAAGCUGCUUUGGAGUCCUGUCCUCUGCUGAAUCUGCUGUGCACCUUACCUUGUACUCGCGGACACUGGGGUGGGUGGCUGGGGUGUGGGGCUAAGCGGCAGCAUUUGUGCACUCCUGCUCCUCCCUGUACCUGUAAGGGGAGGGGACUCAUGCACCUGACCAGCUAAGCACCCUGUGUGCCCCCCUCCCUGUGUUGCGAGCAGCUCAGGAGAUGUCCUGCAAUCACGGCGUAGGAGGUUCGUUAUGCACUAGACUACUGUAGGCUUCUCCCUUGCCCCCACAACGCAGGAGCAAAAAGUCCUUCGCUUGCCUGGAGCCCCGAAUUCUCCCCGGUCAUCCUCAUGGCAGCUUGGCCAUCCACUUCUUGCAGGGUCCCUCCAGACUGCUGGGCAUCUCAAGGUGCCUCUCUUCCGCUCCCGAGUGAGCUGCCUGUUCUGUGAGUGUUUUGUUCCGAAGUGGAGGCUGGGCCUUCCUUCCGAUGGCAGCUGGAGUUGGCUGUGCCAAGAGUAGGCUCUGCCGUGUCAAGAAGACCAACUCCGGAGGUCCAGCCUGGGGCUGAGAGUGCUGAGCAGCUGGACCUGCUUUCUCUCCUUUGGCCAGGUGUGGACCGCAUCACUCUCCUUUCUCCAUCUCCCUGCCAUUGACUUUGCUCUUUCUAGAUAGUUUCUAGCCAAAGCUCCACCGUCUGGCCUGACCCGGAACUGGGAACGUUGCCCUCUUCAUCCCUGCAGUGUCGGAGGGCACAGAGGCUGCUGCAGCCGGACGGAGCUCUUACUAAUCUCAAAGCCCGGCGGGAAGUGUGGGGCGUCUGCCUCGGGAGGUGGAUCCCUUCCUCUACAAGAGUGGAGCAUUUUUGGAACUGUUGCCACCUUGUAAGCAGAGUAAUAUAUAUCUUACAAUAAACCGUAUCCUCGGAGAGUGGAGACAGCA
Messenger RNA from Elgaria multicarinata webbii, 2854 nucleotides. It is a transcript of the gene ZFYVE27, whose product is annotated as zinc finger FYVE-type containing 27. Gene Ontology annotation, cellular component: endoplasmic reticulum tubular network; growth cone membrane. The record is from RefSeq and is a predicted model, not a curated record. The coding region runs from base 688 to 1923 and encodes 411 amino acids. Lineage: Eukaryota; Metazoa; Chordata; Lepidosauria; Squamata; Anguidae. Gene Ontology annotation, biological process: protein localization to plasma membrane; neuron projection development; positive regulation of axon extension. Gene Ontology annotation, molecular function: metal ion binding. The transcript is spliced from 11 exons.